CAUCCACAAACUGGUAAUAUAUAUUUUUUUGAUAGAAAUGGGUAUGCAUUUCGAUAUAUAAUGGAAUUUUAUCGUACUGGUAAAUUAUUAUUAAGUGAACGUGAUAAAGAUAAAGUUACUUUUGUAACUCUUGAUGAAAUUGAAAAGGAAAUUGAAUAUUUUCGCAUUCCUGUAACUGAAGGUAGUGAUAAUGAUGAAUAUGAUGAUGAUGAUUUAAUGCUUGAUAGUCAAUCAAACGACAAAAAAAAAAAAAAUCACAAUAAUCCUGCUCCUGCUUCUGUUUUAAUACAUAAAUAUGCCGGAGCUAAAGUUGAUCAAUUUAUUAAUGCUUUAGAAGAAUUAAUUUAUGAGGCCAUGGGAUGUUUUGAAGAGCGAAUUGAAUUGAAAUUUUUUUCAAAUACUUCUGAUGUUGAAGCUUACUGGAAAGAAAUUGAACCUGCUUUAAAAUUCUAUUAUAUCAUGAAACCAUAUGGUGUAAUAGGUUAUUGUAUUCUAGAUAAAUUUUCUAAAGAAAUUCAAUUGUAUUUCGAAUCUACAAUGCAAAGUAUUUCUUUUCAAUCUAUCCAAGUUAUUGAUGAGCUUACUCCCACAGGGAAUUACGGAAAUUAUUAUAAAAUAUCUAUCAACAUUAAAGAUCGUUAUGAUAAAGAAGAUAUUAUAAUACAUACUAGAUUAGCUAAUUAUAGAGUCAGUUAGAUGUUGUCUUUUUUUAUUAGAUAGUUAAUAUAAAACACAAACAUUUAUUAUUGUAUAUUAAUCAAUCAAAGUUCAUC
Messenger RNA from Rhizophagus irregularis DAOM 181602=DAOM 197198, 773 nucleotides. RefSeq lists its product as uncharacterized. Gene Ontology annotation, molecular function: protein binding. The record is from RefSeq and is a predicted model, not a curated record. Gene Ontology annotation, biological process: protein homooligomerization. Lineage: Eukaryota; Fungi; Glomeromycota; Glomeromycetes; Glomerales; Glomeraceae.